Thermothelomyces thermophilus ATCC 42464 is the source of this 1593-nucleotide messenger RNA. RefSeq names its product C2H2 transcription factor. The record is from RefSeq and is a predicted model, not a curated record. Bases 1 to 1593 code for a protein of 530 amino acids. The transcript has 5 exons. Gene Ontology annotation, biological process: regulation of transcription by RNA polymerase II. NCBI's taxonomy places the organism in Eukaryota, Fungi, Ascomycota, Sordariomycetes, Sordariales, Chaetomiaceae. Gene Ontology annotation, molecular function: DNA-binding transcription factor activity, RNA polymerase II-specific; RNA polymerase II cis-regulatory region sequence-specific DNA binding.
AUGGCCAUUGGAUCCAUGCCCGCAACGGCGGAUUCGUGGGGUUGCUGGCCCCAACCACAACCCGGCGGCGCCGACUUUGGCAUGAUGCAGGCCGGCUUGGUUCCGUACGACUGCCGGGCAACAACCGCGGCUCACAUCCCCCGUGCCGAAUUAUCUCAACACUACCUGCCGACCACCUUUAGCUCGGCGGCCCCAGUACAUCCGCCUGCCUCUCCUCAGUACCAUGCGCCCGUGUCAUACGGCGGGUACAACCCCUACGGUGCGCCAGCCAUGCUGGACGCACCAUUCAAGCCUCGAGAAUCCCUCGAGCGCAUCCAGCCCCGGGGCUUGGUGUCCGAACCUGCCGAGUACGGAGGUGCCCGUGAGCGCGCGGAUGAGGUGCCGUGCGUCAAGCGAAGCUGCAGCCCGUCGGUCAAGACCGAGACCAAUCUGGACCCAAGCUCGCCAGCCUCCGAGGCUGCCCCUCCCGCCACUCCGGCGCAAGCAGCUCCGGUACACCAGUUCAACACGGCCAUCGACAACGUCAUGCGCGUGAUCGAGGCCAAGCGUGAGAUUCUCGAACCAACGAGCGAGGCCGAAUCCGCGCAAAAGCAGGAGAAGGAUGAGACUGGGGAGGACACCCAGACACAGCGGAGCCGUAGCAAGCCAAAACGAAAGCGUUUCUGCUGUGACAUUCCCGGAUGUUCCAAGAAGUUUGCCCAGAAGAACAACCUCGACACACACCGGCGGUCCCAUACUGGAGAAAGUCCUUAUGUAUGCCCGUACUGCCAGCGCCGCUUUACACAGAGCGUCAACCUCAAGACGCACAUCAAUCGUCACACGGGAGAGAGACCCUACGAGUGCCCCGAAUGUGACAAGUGCUUCCCUCAACUCUCGAAUGUCAAAGCGCACAUGAAGACACACAUUAGGAGGGAGUUAAGGGCCGUCUGGGCCCAUCAGAACACCUACCAUGUCGAGGAGAUUGAAGCAUUCAAUGCCAAGCUGGCCGCCGUCAAGGACAAGAGUAUGAUAUCCGAAGAAGAUAAAGAAAUGGCCAGGUAUCUCGUCGAUGUGCACAAUCUAGCCAACAAGGGCAUCAAGGGCCGCGGAAAAGGUCGCAAGGUCAAGCGUGUCCUCAUGCUGCACCCACCGCAGCACCAGGCAUCUCCCUCCACAAGCCCGGUCAGUGCUACCGGCCACACAGGACCCUACCAAAUGUCCCUCCAACCUCAUGCGUUUCCACAGCAGCAGCAGCAGCAGCAGCAACAACAACAUCAUCAACAUCACCAUCAUCAACAACAACAACAACAUCAUCAUCAUCAACAACAACAACAUCAUCACCAGCAGCACCAGCAGCACCAGCAGCAACCCGCACCCCACGGGCUUCCCUACUAUGGCCUGAGCAACCCAGCCGCUUACAGUAUGAGCCGGCAUCCCUCCAUGCUCUUUGGACCCCUCAGCAUCAACACGCGGGAACCGUACGGCCAUGGGGUCUACGGCAUGGACUCGGACCAACUCAGCGAUGCCAGCAGUGCCCACAGCUCGCCGGCCGUCAUGCACCCCUUCGAGGACGAGCACGGCCGGGAGUUGGCUUUUGGCGAGAGGCUCUACUGA